AUGGCAUUCUCUGAAGUAUAUCCAGAAAACAUUAUUAUCGAUAUAACUCUCCAUUCCACAAGUGGAGACGGCUAUGGUGUAUAUACCCUAAACAACACCAUCGAUAAUUCCACACCAUGUUCAGAAACCAGCCUAUAUAUGAUUGUAUGUCUCGACAGUAACGCACUGACUUCGGGUAUUAUCAAGGGAUAUGUCACCGGAAGAAGUUUGAACUUAAUAGACAUUGAAAAUACGAGAUAUAUCGCCAGAAGAGGCUUUAGGCUGUCAAGCCUCGUUGAAGAUACGAGUCAAUUCAAUGACGGAAACUACUUCAAUGAAGAAAGCUUAAACUCGCCAAACUUUGUCGAAAAAUCAAAUUAUAUCAAUGUAAGAUGGCUGGAAUCGUCAAGCUUCGUUGACGACACGGGUUAUUUUGUCGAACAAGGAUUGCAUUCAUUAAAUUUUAUCGACGAAAACGUGGGUCACAUCAUUGGGGAAAGCUUGAGCUCGUUGGAUGUAGCCGAAAACACAGAUGUAAAAGACACGAGUCACAUCAUUGGAGAAAGCUUGAACUCGUUGAGUGUAGAUAAAGACACGGGACACAUUAUUCGAGAAAGCUUGAGCUCGCCGGGCGCAGCAGAAAACACGGAUCACAUCAGUUUAAACUUUUUAAAUCAAUAUUAUAUGGUUUACCGUAUUGAUGAUAGCAACAAACUUACUUCUGUCCGUUUAAUUGACAAAGAAGUCUUAAAUAUACUAAAUAUCCGUAAACUCGUUCAUAAGCGCAUAUGUCUUCAAUACAGAAAAUUAUUCAAUUAUCCGAGUCAGCUAAAAAACCACAUACAAUCUCAUUCCGGUGAAAAACGUGAGUCUAUGAUUUUUUUCCUCGCCGAUUAA
This is a messenger RNA of Acaulospora morrowiae, 876 nucleotides long. The record is from the annotation of a GenBank genome assembly. NCBI's taxonomy places the organism in Eukaryota, Fungi, Glomeromycota, Glomeromycetes, Diversisporales, Acaulosporaceae.